AUGUGCCAGGAUGGUAUCCCUGCAAUGCUAUUUUUCGAUGUCUUGGGGACAAUCGUUGAAUGGAGAUGUUGCAUCGCCAACGAACUGAAUGCCGCAGCACAAAGGGUCCUGCAAGACCAAGCUCGAGAUCUGAGUGCAGAUGUGCGAAAGCGUGUCUCUGAUAUGUCUACUUCGAGCUGGCAGGAGAUCUCGAAGGAGUGGCAUGGCGCAUAUAUGACCUUCGGGAACACUUACGAUUCAUCCAAGCCCUUUGUCUCUGUAGAUGAACACAAUCGCAUCUCUUUGGAGAAAAUCCUCAACAGACGACUUCUCCGGGGCUUAUUUAACGAGCACGAGCUCAAUGACUUGACCCUCGCUUGGCAUCGACUAAACGCAUACCCUGACAGUGUGCCAGGUAUUUCGUUGCUGAACACUAAAUUCUCGACGUCUACAUUGUCCAAUGGAAACGUGAGACUUCUCGAAGAGCUCCAAGAGCACAAUUAUUUGCCUUUCAAGCAUGUCACCAGCGCGGAGCAUUUAGGUGCUUACAAGCCGUCGCCAGAGGCCUAUCAUGGUUCUGCUCGGAGAUUCGGUCUCAAGAGCUCGCAAUGUUGUCUCAUUGCAGCACAUCUUGAGGACCUGCAGGCCGCCAAAAGGUGUGGGUUUCAGACAAUAUAUCUCGAGAGACACAUGGAGGAAGCCUGGGAUAGUGAAGGCGUUGCACGAGCAAGAGAAGAGGGCAUCGUCGAUCAUUGGGUCACAGUUGGAGGAUCCGGUCUGAUCGAAGUUGCUCGACAUUUUGGGAUCGAAAGUGGAUUGUUAAUUACCACCUUAUCAUGA
Molecule: messenger RNA, 819 nt
Organism: Penicillium bovifimosum
Lineage: Eukaryota; Fungi; Ascomycota; Eurotiomycetes; Eurotiales; Aspergillaceae
Product: Haloacid dehalogenase type II
Exons: 1
Coding region: 1-819 (272 amino acids)
Source: RefSeq, a predicted model, not a curated record